AUGAAACGAAUUACUGAUAUUGUUUCGCCAGCUGGCAGCGUUCCUGCUUCAUCACUGAUUGAUCAUUCUAACUCUCGGGAUCGUGAUCAAAAUGAGAUAGUUAUUAGUGGAUUAUUAGAUAAUAUCUCGAAUGAAGAAACGUGUUCAUUGAAUUCCACUUCUAUAUCUAUCGAUCAUUCGCGUGAUUCAGUACUUGAUUUCUCGAUCUGUUCUAAUCCGAUCGAUGAAGCUGCAAUUAUGGAAGAACAACUUGCUGCAACUGGAGAAUUAAAUGAUGAUGUGCUACCGAUUAGUGCUACACUGUCAUCUCGUGCAUCCAAGGACAUUGGACAUUCGUUAACGAACCAAACAAUAUUUACCAGUACUACUGCAGUUGCCUCGACAACCAACAACAAUUGUCAACCGGUGUCACCAGCCUUAUCCUCUUUUGCUACAACCUCCCGUCUACCUCUAUUAUUUAGUAGUGCACCACCCAUUGCUAGUCUUGAAGAUUUGACUAACGGUGAACAAAAUAGCGAUAUCACAUCUGCAAGAAAUAACGUUGCAACAGCAUCAACAACUGUUAGCCGUGCGGGAAUUAGAAGGAGUGACCUCAAAGAGGGGAGAAAAACAGGUCGAGGUCGACGUAUUGGGCAAGAAGAUGAUAAUGGUAAGGAUGGUGACGAUGGUGACAAUGACGGCGACAACGACAACGAUAGCGAUGUCGGUGGCAGAAGCGAUUAUUAUCGGCAAACAUCAGCAGCAGCAGCAGCAGCAGCAUCAACAACAAUAAAACGCUAUAUCAUACACUCAGGCUGGUUCUUCCAACCAUUACCAACACUUUUCCUCCUCCUUCUCAACCUCCGUCUGAUCGUAUCAAUCGCUUAG
Acanthocheilonema viteae is the source of this 867-nucleotide messenger RNA. Lineage: Eukaryota; Metazoa; Nematoda; Chromadorea; Rhabditida; Onchocercidae. The record is from the annotation of a GenBank genome assembly.